GGCUCCUGGACGCCUGCUUCUCCCCCACCCCCCCACCCCCCGACGCCUGGGUCCCCUCGAGAGGGGGGUGGGGGUGCCGGGGGUGGGGAGGGGGAGCCGGGACGCCCGGGUCCCUGGGGCUGCCGGGGGCGGGGGGGGGGAAACUCCCGGACGCCUGCUUCUCCCCACCCCCCCCCACCCCCCGACGCCUGGGCCCCCACCCCGGACGCCUGGGUCCCCUCGAGAGGGGUUGGGGGUGCUGGAGGUGGGGCGGGGGUGCCGGGGGUGGGGAGGGGGUGCCGGGGGUGGGGAGGGAGAGCAGGGACGCCCGGGUCCCUGGGGCUGCCGGGGGAUGGGGGUGGGGGGAGGCUUCCGGACGCCUGGGUCUCCCCCCACCCCCCGACGCCUGGGUCCCCACCCCGGACGCCUGGGUCCCCUCGAGAGGGGUUGGGGGUGCUGGAGGUGGGGCGGGGGAGCCGGGACGCCCGGGUCCCUGAGGGUGCUGGGGAAGGGUGGGGGGGAGGCCCCCGGACGCCUGGGUCCCACCCCGGACGCCUGGGUCCCCCCUGGACGCCUGGGUCCCCCGUUCCCCCCCCCCCCCGGCUGCCCGGGUCCCGCUGAGCCCGGGCGCCGCUUUCACUUUCGGCGGCGGCUCCGCUGCGGUACCGGGGGGGUCCUGGGGGGGUCCCGGGUCCCCACUCAACCCCCCACCCUUCGGCCGGCCCCACCCCAGCUCGGCCCCGCCAUGGACCCGGCCCCCGGCUCCUUUCUGGUCCCCCUCCUGCUCCUCCUGGACGUGUCCUGCCCCAGCGGCUGCUGCUCCUUCGAGUUCAAUCCCAUCAGCAGCACCUUCAGAUCCCACGUGGAUGAUCUGAGCUCCUGGCUGAUCCUGGACUACCCCGUGGCGAUGCCCAGCAACCUGGAGAUGGACAGCCACUGCUCUGACCUCUGGGGGCUGCACUUCGUGGCGGCGGCGCUGAGGCGCAUGGCGGGGGUGGCGGGGGUGGCGCUGGCCCCCCAGCUCCAGGCUGUUGCCACCCACAUCACCUUCGUGACUGAGUGCCACAUCCACGACCCUCAGGACUGCGUCCGGCUGGAGACGGUGAACGUAUCACAGCUGCUGGGAUCCCUCGUGCAGCACCUGGGGGGGCUGCAGGGGCGCCCCCUCCACUUCCCUGGCUGCGCCCGCCUGCGCUGCCGCCCAGGCCCCCCGCUGACCACCCCUGCGGGGCAGCACGAGGGGACCCUGGGGUCCAGGCUGGGCCCCCCUGGCAUCCACGGGCCAGUGCUGCUGGGGGGGCUCGGGGGGGCCCUGGCCCUGGCGGCGGUGGCCUGGGUCCUGUGGAGGCGGCCCUGUGCCCAGCCCUUGCAGGAGACACCGGUAUCAGAGCAGGAUGGGACCUGAGCGGCCAAGCAGGGAGCCAGGGAGGGACUCAGGCUGGCCUGAGGCGCCGGUGCGGCAGGAUCGCGGCUGCGGGAGAGAUGGCGACCCCCCGGAUCAGCCCUGGAGGCACGGAGGGACCCUGGGGGCCACAGGGGGGCCCCUCUGGGCGUUGUCGCAGGGCCCC
Messenger RNA from Phalacrocorax carbo (great cormorant), 1547 nucleotides. The record is from RefSeq and is a predicted model, not a curated record. Lineage: Eukaryota; Metazoa; Chordata; Aves; Suliformes; Phalacrocoracidae.